Messenger RNA from Daldinia caldariorum, 1067 nucleotides. Its product is annotated as ribosomal protein L32e. Gene Ontology annotation, biological process: translation. NCBI's taxonomy places the organism in Eukaryota, Fungi, Ascomycota, Sordariomycetes, Xylariales, Hypoxylaceae. Gene Ontology annotation, cellular component: cytosolic large ribosomal subunit; ribosome. The coding region runs from base 299 to 694 and encodes 131 amino acids. The transcript is spliced from 4 exons. Gene Ontology annotation, molecular function: structural constituent of ribosome. The record is from RefSeq and is a predicted model, not a curated record.
CCGUUCGCCAAAGCUGUGGGACUUUUUUUUUUCUCAAUUACCCACACGUGAUAUUUCACCAACCCUAACAAAAACCCUUAGCGCAAAAUUCGGGUGUUGUGCCCAUUGGAAACUCUCGGUCCCUCUACACGUAACGUACCUCAAUUUUUGCGGUAGAGACCAGUAGCCAUCACCAUACACCCACCCAUCACGACACCGACAGGAAAUCAGUCAAGGUAAAUAUAGAACUUGGAGUACAACUGCGAAGGGGAAGAAAAAUAAUAAUAAUAAAUAAAUCGCUAAUAAUUGCUCUCUCAAGAUGGUUGCCGCUAAGAAGCACGUCCCGAUCGUCAAGAAGCGAACCAAGACCUUCAACCGCCACCAGAGCGAUCGAUUCAAAUGUCUCUCCCGCAGCUGGCGCAAGCCUAAGGGUAUUGACAACCGAGUCCGACGACGGUUCCGUGGUAGCAUGGUUAUGCCCUCGAUCGGUUUCGGUUCCAACAAGAAGACUCGUCACCUCACUCCCUCCGGACACAAGGCCUUCCUCGUUAACAACAUCAAGGAUGUUGAGUUACUCCUGAUGCACAACCGCACCUACGCCGCAGAGAUCGCCCACAACGUCUCGUCGAGAAAGCGAGUCGAUAUAAUUGCCCGAGCGAAGCAAUUGGGUGUCAAGGUCACCAACCCCAAGGCCAAGGUCACCACGGAAAUUUAAGGCGCUGGCGGUUGAUGAGGAUGACUAUGGAAUUGGGGUCCGGUUUCUCGUUUUCGGCAGUACUUUGCAUGCAUGGGAAGGGUUUUGCGCUCUAUGGUCUACGGACGGGACAUUCGAGCUAGCAUGUAUUUCGUGCUAGGAAAUACAAACACGCCUUCUGCGAUGACACGUAUUUUGGGCCCUACUUUGACCGAUUGCAUCCUACGCGACUUCACCUGAUCUACGGCAUUGGCCCAAUCACGGCCCAACAUCACUAGAUAUUAACAAGGGCUACAAGUCAUGCUAUGACACGUGUAGAAGUUAUUAUCUAGUGUCACUUUUUCGAUGGCAAUCAUCGUAAUGAAUAUGGCAAUAUUCCUUUUUUUUUUUUUGA